UACACCUUGCAACCUAGAACUAAAGGAUCAAGACAUAAUGGGAGCAUUUUUAGACAAGCCAAAGAUGGAAAAACAUAAUGCCCAGGGGCAGGGUAAUGGGUUGCGAUAUGGGCUAAGCAGCAUGCAAGGCUGGCGAGUUGAAAUGGAGGAUGCACAUACAGCUGUGAUUGGUUUGCCAAGUGGACUUGAAACAUGGUCAUUCUUUGCUGUGUAUGAUGGGCAUGCUGGUUCUCAGGUUGCCAAAUACUGCUGUGAGCAUUUGUUAGAUCACAUCACCAAUAACCAGGAUUUUAAAGGGUCUGCAGGAGCACCUUCUGUGGAAAAUGUAAAGAAUGGAAUCAGAACAGGUUUUCUGGAGAUUGACGAACACAUGAGAGUUAUGUCAGAGAAGAAACAUGGCGCAGAUAGAAGUGGGUCAACAGCUGUGGGUGUCUUAAUUUCUCCUCAACAUACUUAUUUCAUUAACUGUGGAGACUCAAGAGGUUUACUUUGUAGGGACAGGAAAGUUCACUUCUUCACACAGGAUCACAAACCAAGUAAUCCGCUGGAAAAAGAACGAAUUCAGAAUGCAGGUGGUUCUGUAAUGAUUCAGCGUGUGAAUGGCUCUCUGGCUGUAUCAAGGGCCCUUGGGGACUUUGAUUACAAGUGUGUCCAUGGAAAAGGUCCUACAGAGCAGCUUGUCUCACCAGAGCCUGAAGUCCAUGAUAUUGAAAGAUCUGAAGAAGAUGAUCAGUUCAUUAUCCUUGCAUGUGAUGGUAUCUGGGAUGUUAUGGGAAAUGAAGAGCUCUGUGAUUUUGUAAGAUCCAGACUUGAAGUCACUGAUGACCUUGAGAAAGUUUGCAAUGAAGUAGUCGACACCUGUUUGUAUAAGGGAAGUCGAGACAACAUGAGUGUGAUAUUGAUCUGUUUCCCAAAUGCACCCAAAGUAUCGCCAGAAGCAGUGAAGAAGGAGGCAGAGUUGGACAAGUACCUGGAAAGCAGAGUAGAAGAAAUCAUAAAGAAGCAGGGGGAAGGCGUCCCUGACUUAGUCCAUGUGAUGCGCACAUUAGCAACUGAGAACAUCCCCAGCCUCCCACCAGGAGGUGAAUUGGCAAGCAAGCGGAAUGUAAUUGAAGCCGUUUUCAAUAGACUGAAUCCUUACAAAAACGAUGACACUGACUCUACAUCAACUGAUGAUAUGUGGUAAAACUGCUCAAGUAGCCAUGGAGUUUACCUUCACCUCCAAAGGAGAGUACAGCUCAACUUCAUUGAACCUUUUAACAUCCAUCCUCAACUUUAAAGAAGGGCAUAUGACAUGGGUGAGAGUGAUACACCAGAGAACUUCAGCAGUACAACAGCUAGCCCAGAACUGAUUAUUUUUUUGUAAAUUUGAGACUUAUGUAAACGUGAUUUCAAACCAUAAUUCAUGUUGUAAAUCAGACUCCAGCAAUUUUUGUUGUAUGAUUUUGUUCUUUGUAAAGUGUAAUUGUCCUUGUACAAAAUACUCAUAUUUAAUUAUGAACUGCUUUAAAUCACUAUCAAAGUUAUAAGAAAUGUUUGGCUUGUUGUGUGAUGCAACAGAUAUAUAGACCUUUCAAGUCAUGUUGAGUUUGAUCUUGGGGUUGGGACAGGGAGAGCAGCAACCAUGUCAGCUAGACGCUCAACUGUGCACAUGAUUAUGGAGAAAAAUUCCAAAAUCUGAUAAAGCCGAGCAUCCAGGGAAUUAAUUAGAAACUAUCUUAAUGUUCUUGGCAGCGGGAUUGGCAUUGUUGAUAUAGCUGGUCCCUUCAUUUAACUGUCUUUUAGGUUGUUCUCUACUUGUUGCCAUGAGUAUUGCAGGUUAUACAGUAUAUUCAUAAGAAUAUCAGUCUUGGGGCUAAAAUGCCUUGAUUCUUUGCACCUCUUUUACAAGUCCUUACAUUUAAUUAUUAAUUGAUAAGCAGCAGCUUCCUACAUAUAGUAGGAGACUGCCACAUUUUGCUAUCAUGAUUGGCUGGGCCUGCUGCUGUUCCUAGGAAGAUAUUCUGAAUUCCAUUUUAUCAAUAAAGCUUGAUUUAACAAACAAGAAAUUUAAUCAUGUAUGUGUAAUUCCUCCUUUACCUUGCCCUUUUAAAACACCAUGCCAUUGUAAGUGAGAAGUUUCUCAUGGGGAAAGAUGUUAGUCUCUUAAUUGGAACAUACUGUUACUCAAGGCAUAGAUGGAACUGUUUCUCUUACAUUAGCAAGACUAAAAGAUUUAAGUCUCUGUUGUUCCUUGAUCUAUUUCUUAAAUGGGUUUCUUUCUGGCUGCUUAUUUUUCAUAAAGAUAUGUAUCAGCUUGAAUUUGCCUACUGUUUAAUUAAAAUAAUUGUCAGAGCUUGACAGUCUAACACUAUGGUAGGUGGUGUGUGUUUGUGAGUGUGUUUGCCUGUGAUUUUUAAUUGGCCCAUGUCUUUAGAAUCCAAGUAGUUAAGAUGUAUUUGUGAUUUGAAAUAUAGCAUGUUGAUAAUAUUUAGUUGUUGGCCUUUAAAAAUAACUUUCAAAGUUUUAAAGAACUAUAGAUAUAAAAAUAACCUAAUUUAAUUUAGGCUCAAAUUCCACUGAUUAAGCAUGUGAAAGUAAGUUUUUAAAUCUGUCACAUUGAAAAGACUACUGUUCUGUGCCCUUCUGUAUUUUUUGUCUCUUUAGGUUGAAUAUUGUAUUUAUCACCAUGUAAUUUAAUCAUUCAGUAGGCAGAUUUCCCACUAGAAACUAUUAAAAUACGACAUUUGAACACAAAAUCAAAACUUUGUGUAUAAAAGGUAAUAUAAUCAUUUUUGUUUUGUUUUUUCCAUAAUUUGGAAAUAUACAUAUUUGUAUAUAUUGCCUUACAACUAAUGUAAAGUUAGGGGAAUAGUGGGAAAAGUAAUGUGAAAUGUCUCAGAUUUAAGUAGUUACGUACCAGCAAAAUUUUUCAUUAUCCCUCUUAUUCAUGAGGCGAUUAUAUGUAACUUAAUUGUAUUUAAUUUAUAUCUUAAUCUAGCAUGAAUGAAGAAAAGUACUAUUUAUAUUUAGAAAUUCAUAACAGUUGGAAUUACAGAACCAAUUCCGUACGUAAUUUACAAAUAAAUGCUUACUGUCUAAAUCUGUGGUAGAGUGCGAAGUAUGAUAAUGUUUCAAGUUAUGGCUUUGCAAGCAUCUAAAUGCACAUUUAAUAAACAGCAGUGCUUCUAGUAUAGAUUGAUUACCAGAUGUACUGGUACUGAAAACUAAAUCCCUGUUACAGCAGGCCAGGUCCUUAAUUUUUUAAGUAGACUCAAGUUUUUAGUUCUGGAAAUUUCAAAACCUUGAAUUAGUUUUUGAAAUGAAAAAUCUUAAGUCACAAGUAAGAUAUAUGAUAGAACUUAUUUUAAACUAUAACAGCAUAUAUAGAGCCUUUUUAAAUUUGAGAAUCUUAAAAAAGAGGUUAAAAUAUUCCUCUGUUAAAGUUAUUAGUACUGAAAUUAGGCUUGGAAGUGAGAGAAAACUAUAGGAAGUGUGAUCUAAGAAGACUAAAUCUUUUCCACAUAAGUCAGCAUUGCCAUAUUAGAUACAGUUUUUCGUUAUAAAAACACAGAAACUAUACGUUAUAACAGCAAACUACGUGUUCUUCAUUCCUGGGGAUAAUUGUGGUGGUAGGGAACCCACCGCACUUUUAAAAGGCAUUUUUGCACCUCUGUUGUGCAAUUCAUUUUUGUACCACUUAAAUUCUUGACUUCCCACCCCCUUUUGUGUGAUAAUUAGCAUCUCAGGGCAAUGCCUCAAAAGUUUUGAUGUGUUGUAUGUUACUCUCUUUGGAGGGAAAAAGUUCAUGUGUGAUGAUGAUAUACUAUUCAAAAUGUGCUUUCAUUUAAAUGUCUUAAGAGGAUGAAUCCACUUUGCUGCUUUUAAUAGGAGAUUCAUUUUGUAUAGCAGAUUCUUAUUACCCUAACAUUAAAGAAUUUCACUGAUCUCUUACUGUUUUAGCAAGGUAAACUCUUAAUUUCUACUUUCUUAGGGAAUAUACUUUUACAGAUAACAAAAUCAAUUCUCAAUAUUAUCAUUAACUUGUAAAAAUCCUAGAGGUAUUUUUCUUACUCAGCUUUAGAACUAUUUCGAACACUUUUAAUUAUAAAGCAUUAACUUGCUUCUAGAGCACUAUGCAAUUAGUGUACUGCUUCCGCCACUUAAUUUUUUUAAACUAAAUAACAUUAAGAAAUUUGGAUUGAAAAAUAAAUCAGUUAUGUAAUUCAGAUGCUCUUAAUUAUAACAUUACUUUUAUUGAUCAUCCAUUUGACCAUUAUUAAUUCAGCUGAUAACUCAGUUUUUCCGCAAAAUGUAUUGAGUAGUUACCUGCAAAACACUAUUCUCAGCAAAGCAUCUUGUACUAUAAAGAAAUGAAUAAAUAGGUCCUUGCUUUCAAGGAGUUUAGAUUUGAAUAGAAUUUAUAAUAUAUUGUAUGUUAAUAAUAUAACUGGAUCACUCAUCCAAAAAAAUAGUUAAUGUCCACCUAGUGUCUGCCAGAUCAUUUUCUGAACAAGGCAGGUAUCUGCCCUAAAGAACUGAUUUGUAUUUCCUUUAUUCACUUGAAAAUCUGUUUAUUUCUUCCACAAAGUUAAAAAUCUCAUUCAAAAGAAAAUUUUGCUCAGCAUAGGAAUAAAAUUGGACUGAUGAAGCUCAAGUCCUUUCAGUAUGCUUGAUUGCCUUUAACAAAUGGCCUUUACUCUCCUGCUGGAGAGCAGCAAGUAAGAGAAAAAAGUAAUGGAUUUCUUAGAAUUCUACAACCCUGGAAAUUUUGGUGAAUUUUGAGUAUAAGGCAUUUAAAAAAUAGAUAUAGCUAAAUUUAUCUUGUUUAAGUAAAACUGUUCUUGAAAACAUACUGCCAGUGCUAAUAUCCAAUAUUAGCUAAAUCAUUAUUAUAUGUUUUAAUUUUUAAAAAUAAUUAUACUGCCUGUCUUUACUGGACAAAUUCAUAUGGGAAUUCAGUUUGUGAUUUCCGAAAGAAAUUAAAUUGGUUGAGGGUUUUCUUUUUUGUUUUGUUUUAAUUUUCAUUUAAUGAUGUGUAUACUUUUAAUUCAUAAAGUUUGAGAGGUUUAAGCCUGUUAAUGUUUUGAUUGCUAUUUGUAUAGUAUUAUGUUAGAAUUUGGUAUCAGAAAAUACUAUGUAAAUAUUUCAGUAUAUAAAUGUCACUCAUUUGAGGUUUAAGGAGCCUUAAAGAGUUUAAUACACUUUUGCUUGCAGGUCCUGCUGGUGAGGUGACCAUUUUUUUAGUCAUCUAGUCUUCUAAUUAGUUAGGGUGGUUUUUUUUAGGAUUUAGGAAGACUUCUUUAUAGUUUAAAAUUUUAGAAGCCUAAGUUUACUUUAUUUCUUUCAGUAAUGGGCCAUGAGUUUUGGAUUGUAUUUGUUUUAAAUUAAACAUUACUUCAGAGUAUGCUUGAAAUAUUUAAGAAUACAUUUUCUGUGUGUUAUGAGUAUAAUACUGUAUUGUUUUGUUGGUCAAAAUAGUGUGUCAGUUAGGUGUUAGUUAUUACUGAUAGAAUGCUGUAUGCAGAAAUGAUGAGAGGCAUUAGGCUCCAUUUCAUUGUCAAAUGAACAUUUCCGCUUCUGUUCACCUCAACACAGAUUAUUGCCCUUUUACCUGCUUUAUGUAUUAAACUCGUGGCUUCUGAU
Molecule: messenger RNA, 5625 nt
Organism: Miniopterus natalensis
Lineage: Eukaryota; Metazoa; Chordata; Mammalia; Chiroptera; Miniopteridae
Source: RefSeq, a predicted model, not a curated record